Messenger RNA from Phyllotreta striolata, 2926 nucleotides. The record is from the annotation of a GenBank genome assembly. Lineage: Eukaryota; Metazoa; Arthropoda; Insecta; Coleoptera; Chrysomelidae.
AUGAUUCACCCUACUACUAUUUAGUCAUUGAUAAUUUUAAACAGCUGUCGUUAGGUCCCAAACGUAUCCGAGAUAUUUGAAAAGUUGCGCGUCGUUUUCACACACAUUUGCCCUGCGCCGUUUGUUGAUAAAUUUAUUUAUAAUUUAGUUCAGCGUUCGCGGUGAAGUUGAAUUUUUUAUUUACUAGAAAACCGAGCCCGGAGUGUUGAAGUUCAAGUCGGUUGUGUUUACGAUUUUGUUUGAGCGAACGAAUAUAAGAAUGACUGAAACAGAUCAAGAGCAGGUCGUUAUGACCCCAAAAGGCAAAACCCACAAUUCCACCACACUUAUAAUAGAAAGAAGAAAAGUAAAUAAAACUAAUGAUAAAAUGCACAUAGCUGGUGGAGAACAUACCGGAAUUAUCAUAAAUAAAGAGGCAAUAACAGAAAAUGGUGCUGCAUCUCCUCCGCAGCUAUCCCUUGAGUUCAGAGUGUUUCUAGUAAAUAAAGAAACUGGUAAACAUACGCAAGAAUCGAGAACAAUUCGAUUCUGGUUCAGAGAGAAUAAAAUAAUACAAGAUGAAACUGACGGAGGACAAGCUGGUAUUGCUCAAGAUUUUUUUAGAGAAUUGGUCAGUCCUCAAGAAUUUCCAAGAGAUUACGUCGGUUUCAUAAAGAAAAUCAUGAAAUUAAUGCAGCAUAAUUUUAACAGUAUAGUAAAGUUGGAAGUUGAAUUGAAGCAAUUAGAAGAACCAAUUGAAGUACCUUCGAGACCCUUAUCAUCUGAAGAAAAUUCGUUGGGUCACAUUACUGUCCUUACAGUCGAAAAAGUGCUAGAAAUAGUUGAAUCAUCAUAUCCAAAUCCUGUUACCAUAAAAGAUAUUGCUAAGGAAAAUGGUUGGGACGAAGAAGAGGUCGCCCAAUGCGUUUCGGCCCUUCAAUCUCGCCAACUGGUCAAAGCCAUGGAACAUGGUGCUUUUACUCGUCAGCAAUCGCACGAUACACAUCAGGUUACUAUCGUCAAGCAAAUGCCAAAUGUGGCGAGCUCAAAACAGCCUACCAUUGCCAUUAUAACUGCACAAUAUUGCGAGAAAAUAGCUGUUGAUGCUAUGAUUGAAAAUAAGGAGACUUUCGUGAGAUACACAACUGUUGGUCCAUCCAGUCCUACGGGAGAAAUGCCAAGGCCCAGAUUCGGAGAGUCGAACGUUUACACCCUUGGCAAUAUCGGUGCUCAUCGGAUCGUUUGUACCAAGUUACCGUCUGUUGGUCACACCCGAGAAGCCAUGACAGCUGCAGGGAACACCACCACAAGACUGUUGGGUACCUUCCAGAAGGUAGAUUACGUAUUUUUAGUAGGAGUUGGAGGCGGUGUUCCUCACUACACCGAUUACAACAAGCACGUUCGACUUGGCGACGUGGUCAUAUCAUCACCGGUAAAAAACAAGAACAUUUACUUCUAUUGCGAAUCGGCUAAAUCCACGGAAAAGGGCAACGAAUUCGAAAUUAAACCGUACGGUCCUACUGAUGUGAAGUUGCAAGAGAUAGCCACGCAAUUGAAAACCGCAACGGACAAAGACAGCGGCGCUACGCCGCCUUGGAUGAAUUACAUUCGAGACGGUUUGAACAUUUUAUGCAGCCAACAAGAAGAGUCCGAUUUCAAAAUGCCCCACUCUGACACCGACAAAUUGUACAUGAGCAUAGGCGAGAAAGAUUUAAUUGAAGUUGCGCAUCCUGUACCGUUAGAUAAUUCUAAAAAGAGACUUGAAGGUUGUCCUCGUAUUCAUCUUUCCACGGUGGCGUCGGGACGCCAGGUCGUCAAAGAGGACAGAUUACGUCAGCAGUUUGCGAAUCAAGUAGGAGCAUUGGCGUUCGAUUGUGAAUUUGAUACGGUCAUUGAGUCGAUUUUGGGCAAUUGCAAAGAUAGCUUCAUCAUCAUCAGAGGAAUUUCUGAUUACAAAGAUGGUACCAGAAGGAAAGAAUGGCAGCCAUACGCUUCUUUGGCGGCCGCUAGUGUUAUGAAAGCUAUUAUUUGCGGCAUGGAAAAUUAAUAAUUUUAGGUGUUGUUUUAGGGAAUCGAUUUUAGCUUGUUUCUCCAAAGAUUUGAAACUUUUGUUGUCGUUUUUUUUUAUAAUUGGUCGACAAUAGGAUUUAAUUCUUUAAUAUCCGGUGUAAUUUUAACUGUAACGUGUUAUUCAAAAGCUUACCAUGUACAACGUAUUCACGAUUUUUUUUUAUUUUUAUGUAAUUUGUUUUAUUAACGUGACCUUAGCAUUAUAAUCUUCAAAGGCUUUUAGAUAUGAAAAUUAUCAACGAAAAUUAAUUAGAGUGGACAAAAUUAGAUUAGCAUAGAACGUUUCCAAAUUAAUUUAUUUAAACAUUCCUUUUUCAUAUUUUAGACAAUGUAAGAAUAAAUCUAACUGCCAUAUUUAUAGAGUUAAAUCAAAAUAAAAUUAAAAAAUUUAGUAGGAUGAGAUACUUGAUUGUUAGAUGUUAUAAUUAUCUUUUAAUAAAUUUCACAAAAUAAUUUUUUAAAGAAUUGUUCCAAAGUAUCUUAUCUAGUACUACUAGCAUUAAAGAAACUUGGUGAUUGCACUAGAAGUAACAUUUAAUUAAAAACUUGAUGACUAUAGAACGUUACACUAGAUUUAACGGGGUUAAUAAAUCUGGUAAGCUAAUAAAUUAAGAAAUGUUUAAUGAUAUUCUAAAUUUUACGAAAGUUACCGAAAAUUAGUGAUCUAAAAAUGGUAUCUAAUUUUAUCAGAGACUGUAUAGUAGGUAGCACAUUGAUUUUAGAGAGAUUUUAUUACUUAUUAUAUUUUUUUCAUUUGCAAUAUUGUGAUAUAACUUUUAAUUUGGCAACUUAUUUUAAUGUCGUACACAAUAACUAAUCAAAGUGCUACUGAAUUUUAAAGUAUAUUAUAUAAAUAUGUAAUUAAUAUCACAAUUAC